Molecule: messenger RNA, 686 nt
Organism: Pseudomassariella vexata
Lineage: Eukaryota; Fungi; Ascomycota; Sordariomycetes; Amphisphaeriales; Pseudomassariaceae
Exons: 1
Coding region: 1-552 (183 amino acids)
Source: RefSeq, a predicted model, not a curated record
AUGCGCAUCGUGACAUACAUGCUUGGUCUGGCACGCGAUAUUUUUAUCUUGACUGGGCGUCUGGUCACAUUCGACUUCAUCUUAAUUAUCGCUAGUUUCGGCUAUCCCCCGCUCUAUAUAUACAUUCCAGUCGUACCUAAGGAAAAUAUACUCGUAGAAGCGUUCUGUCAACCGGCUAUGGAGACGCAACAUAUAUUUACGAACGUAUGGUCUCCACCCUGCGGUGGUGUGCGGAUCGAUUUCGUGCCACAGCCGUGUGCCUUGGCCUUGGCCAGAUUGCCGCUGCAGCAACGGUCAGCAGAAUCCCAUGGAUCAUAUUUCGUUCUUUACAAAGUCGUUGCAGACAAUGAGCGCGCUGCUAGUCCUUCGGGGCAGCUUGGGCUGGACGUUGAUCGGGGUUUGACAAAGACGGACGCCGUAGCGCCGCAUCCAAUCUACCACAUCGAGAACCUAAUCCGUCAGCUAUGGGCUGAAGUCAUCGCCAUCUUGGCGGACGCACACGAGAUUCCUCGAGACAAGAUCGGCAUCACACUGGUCUUUUGCCUGCAUUGACCUAUCUUCACAUGAAGUAUUCACAGCAGCGAGCACCAAUAGGAUAGGUUCGUACUGGUUGCAAAGCGCAAUCAGCGCGAAACGCAGUCGAAAAUCCGGAAAAUUUGAUGCAAACGCAGUAGUCUGGUUUCCAG